CCCUAAAAUAAACCCAUCAUCAGUGUGAUAGGAUAAUUCAGACUUUUCACCUGAAAAUGGCAGUGUCACCUCUAGCCGGUUUCAACAACCUUUCAAUUCCUUCAGGAAAGCAGCAGUCCAAAUUCGCUGGCCAAUCAGUGAGAGCAAUACCUAUACGCGUAUUGACGGUUGGAAAGAAGCGGUCACAAGGAGUGCAGCUAAUAGUUGAUGAGUAUAUGAAGAAGCUCAAACAUUAUUGUAGUGUUGAUGAUGUACGGAUUAAGUCUAAUCCCAGAAAUGCACGUGAUGUAGUGGCUCAAAUUGAACAUGAGGACAUGGCUGUUAUGGGCCACAUCAGGCCUGAUGAAUGGGUUGUAAUGUUGGAUGAGCGUGGUCAUGAUGUGGGAUCUGAGCAGAUGGCUUCUUUAAUUGGGGAUGCUGGAAACAAGGGAGCAUCAAGCUUACUCUUUUGCAUAGGUGGACCUUAUGGGCAUGGAAGACAAUUGCGGGAGAGAGCUAACAUAUCAGUCAAAUUGUCAUCUUUAGUCUUAAAUCAUGAGAUUGCCGUAGUUGUACUUAUAGAGCAACUUUAUAGAGCGUGGACCAUUCUUAAAGGACAGAAUUACCAUCACUAGGCAUUGGUGUCUUAACUAUGAUAAAGCGACAGAGCUACAGGAUUUCUAUUUCUUGGAAUUGGAUUAGAAGAAUUGAAUGACUUCCAAGUUUCAUUCAACCACCAUCAGAGGAACCAAAUUCAACUCAGGUUUGAAAUAUCUUUUGAGGAUGACCUUGGCCCUCAUUUAUAGAUAUUGGACGUGCCUAACCACCCGCCUAAAGAGGAAGAGAUGGUUGAGAAGUGAGCGGAACUUCAUCCUUAGAUCUUAGUAAGUCUAUUGGGGUUGUGACUGUCCAAAUUGUUGAUGCUUAACUUGGUUUAUGACAUGGUCUGCAAAGUCGGAUGGUACGUCUAUCGUGAUGGUGUGUCAUGUCACGCCUUACUAGUUGGGCUUAACCGGUCCGGAUCUUACGUCUCUACACUUGAUGCCUUACACUGCCUCUUUCUGA
Nicotiana attenuata is the source of this 1044-nucleotide messenger RNA. RefSeq names its product putative RNA methyltransferase At5g10620. Lineage: Eukaryota; Viridiplantae; Streptophyta; Magnoliopsida; Solanales; Solanaceae. The record is from RefSeq and is a predicted model, not a curated record. The transcript has 8 exons. Gene Ontology annotation, molecular function: methyltransferase activity. The coding region runs from base 57 to 614 and encodes 185 amino acids. Gene Ontology annotation, biological process: rRNA processing.